AUGACUACUACUGUUGAUAGACAAUACGUUCAUGAAGGUGGGAUCAAGCCAUAUUUUGAACAACAGAUUCAAGAUGUUGAAAUUAAGAUCCAAUCAACCACCCAAAACUUACGUCGAUUAGAAGCACAACGUAAUAAGUUGAAUUCAAAAGUAAGACAAUUGAAAGAUGAAUUACGUUUGUUACAAGAACCAGGAUCAUACGUCGGGGAAGUGGUUAAAGUAAUGGGGUUGAAAAAGGUUUUGGUGAAGAUUCACCCAGAAGGGAAGUAUAUUGUUAAUAUUUCAAAAGAUAUUGAUAUUAAAAAAUUAACUCCAUCAUUGAGAGUUUGUCUUAAAGCAGAUUCUUAUGAUUUGCAUAAGAUUUUGCCAAAUAAGGUUGAUCCUUUAGUAUCCUUGAUGAUGGUUGAAAAAGUUCCUGAUUCAACUUAUGAUAUGGUUGGUGGUUUAGAUAAACAAAUUAAAGAAAUUAAAGAAGUUAUUGAAUUACCAGUAAAACAUCCAGAACUUUUUGAAAGUUUGGGUAUUGCUCAACCAAAAGGGGUUAUAUUAUAUGGACCACCUGGUACCGGUAAAACUUUAUUGGCCCGUUCAGUAGCUCAUCAUACCGAAUGUAAAUUUAUUAGAGUGUCUGGUUCAGAAUUGGUACAAAAAUAUAUUGGUGAAGGUUCAAGAAUGGUUCGUGAAUUAUUCAUCAUGGCUCGUGAACAUGCUCCUUCGAUUAUUUUCAUGGAUGAAAUUGAUUCUAUUGGUUCUUCCCGUGUUGAAGGGUCUUCUGGUGGGGAUUCGGAAGUUCAAAGAACUAUGUUGGAAUUAUUAAAUCAAUUAGAUGGUUUUGAAAGCUCAAAAGAUAUUAAAAUCAUUAUGGCUACUAACAGAUUAGAUAUCUUAGAUCCAGCCUUAUUAAGACCCGGUAGAAUUGAUCGUAAAAUUGAAUUUCCUGCUCCAACCGUUACUGCUAGAACUGAUAUCUUGAAAAUUCAUUCUAGAUCAAUGAACUUGACCAGAGGUAUCAAUUUACGUAAAAUUGCUGAAAAAAUGAAUGGCUGUUCUGGGGCUGAUGUUAAAGGGGUCUGUACAGAAGCUGGUAUGUACGCUUUAAGAGAACGUAGAAUCCAUGUGACUCAAGAAGAUUUCGAAUUAGCUGUUGCUAAAGUCAUGUCUAAAAAUGAUGAAGGUGCCGUAUCCUUGGCUAAAUUAUUCAAAUAGAUCCUUUCAUCUCACUACUUCUUUUCAUUUGUUUCUAACUUUGUUAGACUUCAUCUUUUCUUCUAACUUUGUUAGAAUUUGUAAAUUAGCACUCUUUUAAUUCAUUUAAAUCUAUAUCUAC
Messenger RNA from Hyphopichia burtonii NRRL Y-1933, 1327 nucleotides. It is a transcript of the gene RPT6, whose product is annotated as proteasome regulatory particle base subunit. Gene Ontology annotation, biological process: proteasome-mediated ubiquitin-dependent protein catabolic process. NCBI's taxonomy places the organism in Eukaryota, Fungi, Ascomycota, Pichiomycetes, Serinales, Debaryomycetaceae. Gene Ontology annotation, molecular function: ATP hydrolysis activity; ATP binding; proteasome-activating activity. The record is from RefSeq and is a predicted model, not a curated record. Gene Ontology annotation, cellular component: proteasome regulatory particle, base subcomplex. The transcript has a single exon. The coding region runs from base 1 to 1206 and encodes 401 amino acids.